UACGGAUCAUGAUGUUUUUUUUCAGUAUAUACACAGUAUCACUCAUGUUUUUUUUUGUUAUUCUCAAGAACAAUCAACUGACGGAAGGACGAUCCUACAUUCAGAAAUCUCAACAUGAUGUGGCUAUUGGCUCUCGCCGUCCUUGCGACUGCAGCCUAUGCACAAGAUGCCCGGAAGCGAGUAUGCUAUUAUUCCAACUGGUCCCAGUACCGGCCCGGUAUCGGCAAAUACACGCCGGGAAACAUCGACGCGUUCCUGUGCACGCAUCUGAUCUACUCGUUCGCCAAACUGGACAACAACAAGAUCGCCAUGUAUGAGUGGAACGAUGAUCAGUUGUAUACACAGUUCAACAAUCUCAAGAAAGUAAACCCGAAUCUGAAGACUCUUUUGGCUAUCGGAGGAUGGAAUGCCGGAAGUACUGUGUUCUCGAACCUCGUGGCCGAUUCUGCCCUACGGAAACAGUUUGCUGUGCACGCGACGUCGUUCCUGAGACAGUGGGGAUUUGACGGCCUCGAUCUCGACUGGGAGUACCCGGCCAACAGGGGAGGCCCGCCUGCAGACAAGGUCAACUUCAUCAGCUGGAUCAAGGACAUUCUCGCGGAGUUCAAUGCUGACGCCGCUCAGUCGGGAAGGCCGCGUCUUCUUCUUACCGCCGCCGUCGGCGCCGGGAAGGCGACCAUCGACCCAGCGUACGACAUCCCGGAAAUGGCGAGGUUGCUGGAUUUUAUCAACCUGAUGUCGUACGACCUGCAUGGCGCCUGGGAGACGUUCACUGGACACAACGCUCCCCUGUAUGCCCGGGCUGACGAGAGCGGGGAACAGGCGCAACUCAACUUGGAUUGGGCGGCCCGCUACUGGGUACAGAAAGGUUGCCCAAAGUCCAAGCUCAUCAUCGGUCUGGCGACGUACGGGCGUUCCUUCCGACUGAGCAAUCAGGCCAAUUACGGCAUGGGAGCCCCUACCACCGAUCCUGCGCCGACCGGACCUUAUACUAUGGAGGCCGGCUUCCUCGCUUAUUACGAGGUGUGCUUAAUGUUGCAAAACGGCGCAGUGCGUCACUGGCAUUCGGAACACCUUGUACCAUACGCCACACAAGGAAGCACGUGGGUAGGCUAUGAUGACAAACAGAGCUUCAUUAUAAAGCUGGAGUACAUCCGCGAACAAGGCUAUGGCGGCGCAAUGAUCUGGAACAUGGACCUUGACGACUUCCAGCAGACGUGCAGCUCCUCCGACCGCCCGUAUCCGCUGAUGUCCCUGAUGGAGGAGGUACUUGGCGGCUACAGUCCACCAUCAACCGUGUCGCCUACUACAGCGCCUACCACACGCCCGGGCGAGACGACCACGGCUACACGCCCGCCAUCAACCACAGUUUCCACUGGUGCCCCAACUGCGGCUCCUACCGCGGGACCAGGUGGAGAUUGUAGCGGGGUGAAUGACGGUUACUACCCGCAUCCUACCGACUGCUCACGUUACAUCCGUUGCGUAUGGGGUGUGGCCCAUGUUCAUCAGUGUGCCGCCGGUCUGUUGUGGAGCCAGCAGAGGCAGUACUGCGAUUGGGCGUCCAACGUUGAGUGCAAUACUCAAACAACCCAAGGACCAUCAACAUCUACGACGCAAAAACCCACAACGCAAGCGCCCACGACACAGAAACCCACAACGCAAGCGCCCACGACACAGAAACCGACAACGCAAGCGCCCACGACACAGAAAACGACGACGGUGAAGCCCACAACUGGUCCAACUAAACUGCCCGCAGAUUUCUGCGCCAACAAGGCCGAUGGCAUUUACCAACACCCAGGUGACUGCACCGCAUUUGUGAACUGCCACGCGGGAGUCAACCGCGUGAUGUUCUGUGCGACCGGUCUUUUGUUCAAUCCAGCAAUCAACAACUGCGACUGGGCUUCAAACGUGGACUGCUCGGCCAAGACGGAACCCAGAGAUGACGACAACCCGGACAACAUCUGUGCUGGAGCUGCGGACGGCUUUUACCCAUCACAAUCUAGUUGUCAUGACUACUACCAGUGCCAUGGCAACGCGCUCUUCACCAACAGCUGUGGAAACUUUCUUUAUUUUAAUUCGAUAUAUAAAGUUUGCGAUUGGCCGUCAAAUGUUAGAUGCACUGUUAAUAUGAUGAAAAUGAGCCAUUAAACUUAAUUUUGUGCUAGUAAAAAAAUCAUAGUGACUUGUCUAUCCACUGGCAAACACUUGAAUGCGUUCUGUUGAAAGUAUGUUUAUCAAAUUAAUAUUACAUAUUUAACCUGUAUAUCUGUGUGUACCUGUGCGUAUUACGAAACAAUGUAGCUCUUGCUUUUACUGUUGUUUUUAGGGAUGCAACGUGUGGCGAUUUUCUCUCGGUUUGGGUAUGGUCGGGUAUUUUCGGGUCGGAUAGUUAAAUAUAUAAGUAUAUUACAACUUUCACUUCCAUUUCAAGAUUAUUAAUAAAUCUACAACACACACGUUCAGAGUGAUUGUACCUCUUAUAUCUAUUUAAAAGAUCUUAGCGUUGUUAUUCGACUUUAUAUGUUGUGAGUUUUAUAUAAGAUUGUUAAUUUCGUACCCAAUAGUUGUUUCUCAUGCAAAAGUUUUAAAGCUGUUCAGUUAUAUGUGUCAACCUUUGGCAUAAAACGAUUAACCCAUUUAUGCCUAGUGGAAUCUCCCAUCCUUCUAAAUUGGGUAAAUUUAUUUCCAAAAUAAGGGAUGUCUAGUAUAUUUAUUUCUAUAUUUAGAAUAUUUCUUACAGAAAUUCCUUUAAGCAAACAGCUUCUACGCUGUUUGUUAUGGCCUUUUUUCUAGACGCUAUGGGUUAAAAAAUAAGUGUAAAAAGUAAUUAAAACAUAAUAAUGACAAUACUAAAAACAAGCGAAAAACAGCACAACUGAUUUCAAGUUUCCAUAAAACAUUCAGUAUCAAAGUAAAAAUGAAACAAACUGAGAUAAUUAUUCGUUCUGCCAAUUAUGACUUUGUACUCAUGCCUUAAUUAAACUGUUUAGGAAAAGCAAUCAAAAAAUUUCUCAAGCGCAUAAUAGUGCUUGAACAUCACUUAGUUUUCAUUAAGAUUAGAACGGUUCGUCAGUCCCCAUUUCGUUUGUUUUGACAGGAAUUUAUCUAUUUAUUCAUGCGUAAAAACAGCAAUUUAAACAUUUAAAAUAUAUAAUGGAAAUUAAUAACUAAAUCUAUUUUUUAAACCUGUUUGUAGGCCUUUGAUAAAACAUAUUUUGAUUUUUACGUAACCAUGUUUACAUUACUGAUGUUAAAACACUAUUGGCGUGUAUUUACGGCAACCCGUUAUUGACAGAACAAAUUAUUCAAUUUUAUUCAUUGUACUUGAGCGUUAAAUUUAUAAGAAUAUACAUUAUGCUGCAUUAAAUAUUGAAAAUAAGCAUUAUUUUGACAUACUUGACCCUAUUCGAAUUUUACGAGUGGAAACCGAAAUCAACCAUUUCAUUGUAACCGUACUUCAAAAUGUUUGGUAAGAUUUUCGGCUACUCGUUGCAUCCCUUCUUAUUUUAUGUUACACACGCAGCAAGAAAAAUGUAUUAUUCCAGUCCAUAUCCGGGUUGUAAUAAAAUAAUUCAAAAACAUG
Molecule: messenger RNA, 3583 nt
Organism: Dreissena polymorpha
Lineage: Eukaryota; Metazoa; Mollusca; Bivalvia; Myida; Dreissenidae
Product: chitotriosidase-1-like
Exons: 12
Coding region: 115-2148 (677 amino acids)
Biological process (GO): carbohydrate metabolic process; chitin catabolic process
Cellular component (GO): extracellular region
Molecular function (GO): chitin binding; chitinase activity
Source: RefSeq, a predicted model, not a curated record